Molecule: messenger RNA, 4317 nt
Organism: Paramacrobiotus metropolitanus
Lineage: Eukaryota; Metazoa; Tardigrada; Eutardigrada; Parachela; Macrobiotidae
Exons: 8
Coding region: 504-4064 (1186 amino acids)
Biological process (GO): DNA replication
Molecular function (GO): nucleotide binding; DNA binding; DNA-directed DNA polymerase activity
Source: RefSeq, a predicted model, not a curated record
CUCUAACAUAACACAUAACCGUGUACGUACGACACCGUAGCAACAGUAUAUACGUAAGAUGAUCGAGAUCGGUGAUCCCUCUGGGUAUAUAAAGGAGGUAGAUUUUUAUAAUGAAUUUCAGUCUGAACUUAUUCUGCCACAUUCUAAGAGAAUUUCUUGGCACAUUAAUCGCACAGGUGUAUAUUUUUGCAAAUCGGAUCGCUAUUAUUGCAUUAUGGACUUUUCGAGGAAGCGACAGCGGGAAGAUGAACCAGAAGCCUCGAAGCGACAACGGGAAGAACCAGCAACAUCAAAUGACCAAACGAAUACGGAAAUAGACACUGAGCUGAAGAUAAGAAAAAAGAAUUUGCGCAGAUUCAGCGGAUGUCGCCCUCGAAAACAUUACUGAUCAUAUCCACAUCGAAGAAGCCGGCUCAAAAAUUUGGAAAAAAUUUGGUUUGCAUUCCAAAUGUUUUUCAGUCAAGGCUUUUGAUUUGGAAACCCUUCCUUUUGCGAUAGUUCCGAUGGCUCUGACGUUGAUAUUGCAACACGUUUUGGACUAUGUGUUAGAAGGUGUACGCCCUGAAGAGAUGGUACGAGUGCGAAUCGAUUCAAAAUCUCUGAACUACCCAAUUUGGACACCACCGAUACAAAGAUCGCAACUUACUGUGCGACGAUGGAUGGCGGAAGUAGCAAGGGUGCUCAACUCUUACGAAGAAUUCAGCAUGGACAAACACUUUGAAGUACUAGUGCAACACACAGACAUUCCCAGAGGCAGCUGUGUCCGCGACGUUCCCAUAAUACUAAAAAAGAGGCUUCAGAGAAUGAAGUCCGUCAUUUUGAUAACAAAUGCUGAUAGUAUUUGUCUCGCAAGAGCUUUAGUUGUCGGAAUGGCCUAUGCGGACGGUGAUAAGCAGAAGUGUCGAAGGAUUAGGCGCGGAGAGAAGCUUCAAUCGAAAGAAGCAAAAGCGUUGAUAAAGAAUGCAGGACUGGACGAAAGAGAGUACACAAUAGCGGAUGUCCCAUUUUUCCAGCAAGCACUUGCCGAAUACCAGAUUAUUAUUGUGAGUGUAGAUCACGCCAACAGCAUCGUGUACAGCGGACCCAAACAGAGCAAACGCAUAGUCUUGCUGCAUCAUGACCAUCAUUUUGACUUGCUCAAUUCGCUGCCAGCUUUUUUUCAAAGAAAUUAUUGGUGUUACGCAUGCAACAAAGGUUACAAUGAAAAAGCAGAUCAUCGUUGUGAAUCAAUUUGCCACUCGUGUUUGCGCAACGAUUGCGAGGCGGACAAAGGAAACGUCAUCGAAUGCCAGGAUUGCCAUCGUAAAUUUUUUGGUUCCGGUUGUUUUACCGAGCAUAAGGUCGCAUCUACUCCCACACAGAAACAACGGAAAAGUAUUUGUCAGUCAGUUUUUAAGUGCCAGCAAUGCUUCCGUGUGGUAUCAAACAGAAAUCGGAAAGGUGUUAGUCAGCAUCAAUGCGGAGAAGUAUACUGUCAAACAUGCAAAACCCACGAAUUGCCCGAUUCUCAUAAAUGUUUCAUCAAGCCUCACAAAGUAACCGAGGAGGACCUGGAAGAGCACAGGAAUGCCAGCUUUCUGUAUUUUGAUUUGGAGACAUAUGUGUCAGAAAAUCGUGAACUUGUGCCUAAUCUUGCGGUUGUCCAGGACGAUGAAGGGCAUGAAUGGAUUUUUCCGGAGGAAGGCACACCUUUCGGUGGUAACGUUACUGACCAGCUGUGCUCGUUUUUAUUUAAUGAGCGACACAGAGAUCACUACAUUAUUGCCCAUAAUUUCAAGGGAUUUGAUGGGUAUUUUAUUUUGCGUUGGUUACUGGAAAACGGAAUAGUCCCGAAAGUUAUUAUGAACGGUGGAAAGAUACUUCAACUGGAUGUGUCGGAAUUCAAUAUAUGCUUUCGGGACAGCUUCAACUACAAUCCGCAAAGCCUUGCAAAAUGGCCGGCAACCUUCGGCAUUCGUGACAUUGGAAAGGGCACAUUUCCUCAUCGGUUUAAUCGUAAAGAAAAUUGGGACAAGGUUCUUCCUUUUCCGGAGCCGGAAGAGUACGGGUUUUCAUGCAUGAACAGGAAGGCGAAGGAGUCAUUCAUGUCUUGGUAUGCUACGGAAGCGAAAGAAAAAGAUUACCUUUUCGACUUCCGGAAAGAGAUUGAAGAGUAUUGUCGCAUGGAUGUGACGGUACUACGCAUGUGCUGUCAGCAGUUCCGCCGUCUAUUCCAAGAAAUCAGCAACGGAUUGUGUCCUUUUGUCUCGGCUAUGACGAUUGCUGGUGUAUGUAAUCGGUAUUGGAAGUCUUUUAUUCUUAAACCACAACAAAUCGGUCUCCUUCCGCAACGUUUACAUGCGAAAAACCGGAACCAAUCAGAAAUCGCCAAGAAAUGGUUAGCGUGGAUAGAAAAAGAAGAAGAAUGCGCUUUGGAAUCGGCUUUGAAUGGAUCUGAACACCAGAUUGGACCGUUCUUUGUUGACGGUUACCGCGCAGAUAUCAAUCACGUUUACGAAUUUUACGGCUGUUGGUACCACGGGUGCCCUCAGUGUGAAGCUCCUGGAACCAUACACCCUUUCCGGAACAUUCCAAUGUCGGAAAUAUACAACGAAACCCUGGAACGGGAGAAGUAUAUCCGCAGCCAGGGAUACGGUGUGACCACCAUAUGGGAACAUGAAUUUGCAGAUCAGAUAAAGUCGGAUCCCGAACUGCGAUCGUUUGUUCAGAAACUUUCGUUUAUUGCUCCUCUGGAUCCACGAGAUGCAUUCUACGGUGGUCGUACAAAUGCCGUCAAGCUUUUCCACCAGAUAUCCGGUGACGAAACGAUAAGUUAUUAUGAUGUCAACAGCGAAUACCCGUACGUCAACAAAAACAAACGAUACCCCGUUGGUCACCCCACAAUAAUUACCAAAGAUUUUAAAGAUAUUGGAAAUUAUUUUGGUAUUGCCUUGUGUCAAGUGCUUCCACCUGGGGACUUGAAAUUGCCAGUACUACCAUAUCGCUCGGGUGGUAAGUUAACCUUUCCUUUGUGCCGGACAUGUGUGGACAAGUACCAAAACACCAAGUGUGAGCACACCGAUGAAGAGCGCGCUUUAACGGGAGCCUGGUGUACACCGGAAAUAAACGAAGCUGUGAAGCGCGGAUAUAUGGUCGAAAAGAUUCACGAAGUCUGGCAUUUCGAGCAGUACGAAGACCGUCUUUUUGAAGAGUAUAUCAACAAGUUUUUGAAGAUCAAAACGGAAGCAAGCGGUUGGCCUGCUCACGUCCACACUGAAGAUGAAAAACAUCAAUACAUUCAGGAUUUUAAACAACAUGAGAAGGUUGAACUAGAUUAUGAUAAAAUCACUCCAAAUGCUGGACUGCGUUCACUAUCGAAACUGUGUUUAAACAGUUUCUGGGGACGUCUGGGAAUGCAAGAAAACAAACUCAGCACUGCCUAUAUAACCGAACCGGAAAAGUUUUACGACAUGUUGUUGUCUGGAAAGUAUCACGUGCAUUCUUGGGACAUGUUCUCGGAGGAUGUGGUGCAGUUGACAUACACCAAAGAAAGCGGUUUCGUGGAUCGUAAUCCGAACACCAAUGUCAUCUUAGCGGCGUUUACAACAUGCUGGGCACGACUCCAUUUGUACAAAUUUAUGGACAUGGUCGGGGAUCGGUUGCUGUACUUCGAUACAGAUUCCAUUUUCUUUGUGACAAAACCCGGAUUGGUUGACCCCCCAACGGGCUGCUUCCUUGGCGAUCUUACCAAUGAAUUAAAACCAGGACAGCAUAUCGUGCAGUUCAUCAGUUUGGGAGCCAAAACUUACGCGUACGUCACUAAUGAUGGCGAUACUGUGGUGAAAGUGAAAGGAUUCACUUUGAAUGGCCAAACUAGUGAGCAAAUUAAUUUUAGUAAAAUGCUGGAAAUGUUGGAGAACCGUGAUACAGUUGAUAUACAGUAUCCCGACAUUCUGAAGCGCGUAAAGAAGGAUUUAACAAUUUGUAGCGCUAGCAUGAAAAAACGGUUUCAAGUGACGUAUGACAAACGUCGUAUUGUGGAUAGUGAGUACAAUACACUUCCGUACGGUUUCAAGUUGUUAUGAAUUUAUUAAACUUUUUGAUCAUGGUUUCAAUCUGUUCCACAGCAGCUGACAAAUCAGUAUAAGACUUCAAACCUAGAAAGUUACAUUUACCAGAUGGAAACAAAACAGCACGACCAACACAAAGUUUAACGGCAAGACCGCUAAACAAUUCCGGUGUAUACUCAAGUUUAAAGUACUGGCUAAAUUUUUCUAUAUGAACACGAUCAGUAAAUGUGUGGUUAGCUACAAUAUCAACAAUUCGAUACCCGGUAAU